AUGGCAAAAGAAGAUCUUCUGCUUCUUGAUUUUCCCCUGAGCCCAUUUUGCCAAAGAGUUAAAAUUGCAUUGGAAGAGAAAGGCAUAGCCUAUAAGCAUCAGGAAGAAAACCUGUUUGGAGGGAAAAGUGAAUUGCUUCUGAAAUCAAAUCCCAUCCACCAAAAAGUUCCUGUUUUAUUGCAUGAUGGCAAACCUAUUUGCGAGUCCACCAUCAUUGUGCAGUUCAUUGAUGAAACCUUUCCUUCUCCUCCUCUUUUGCCUUCAUCUUCCUAUGAACGAUCCCGGGCUCGAUUCUGGGCCGACUUCAUCGACAAGAAAUUGUUUGAGAGUGGCGGAAGCAUUUGGAAGGCCGGAGGCGCUGAUGAACUGGAAGCAGCAAAGAACGAAUUCUUUGAAGUUUUGAAAUGCGUAGAGGGCGCUUUGUCGGACAAGGGUUAUUUCGGGGGUGAUAGCUUCGGGUUUCUUGAUAUCAUAGCCAUCGCAAUGACCAAUUGGUUCCCAGCUUAUGAGAAAUUCGGUAACUUUAAGGUUGAAGAUAAAUUUCCUAAGCUGUCCGCAUGGAUCAAAAGAUGUUCGGAAAGAAUAAGUGUUGCCAAAUCUCUUGCUGAUCCUCAACACGUUAUCGGGUUCGUCACCCAAAUGAGGAAGAUGCAUGGGUUGGAGUAG
This is a messenger RNA of Oldenlandia corymbosa var. corymbosa, 666 nucleotides long. NCBI's taxonomy places the organism in Eukaryota, Viridiplantae, Streptophyta, Magnoliopsida, Gentianales, Rubiaceae. The record is from the annotation of a GenBank genome assembly.